Molecule: messenger RNA, 932 nt
Organism: Suncus etruscus (white-toothed pygmy shrew)
Lineage: Eukaryota; Metazoa; Chordata; Mammalia; Eulipotyphla; Soricidae
Gene: EDA
Product: ectodysplasin A
Exons: 7
Coding region: 1-816 (271 amino acids)
Biological process (GO): immune response; animal organ development
Cellular component (GO): membrane
Molecular function (GO): death receptor agonist activity; tumor necrosis factor receptor binding; death receptor binding
Source: RefSeq, a predicted model, not a curated record
AUGGGUUCAGCAGGUCUGGCUUCUGCAGGGCAUGGAUUUGUCCCACCCUCUCCUCCAGAGGUUACCAGCUUUCAGCUGCAUGGAUGUUGUAUCCAGGAUUUUUCACCACUUGAUUUAUAUCUCUUUUUAGAACAGACCCUACCUGCUGAAGUACCACUCCAGCCCUGCUUUGGAAAGAAGGCAGGACCUCCUCGACCCAAUGGCCCUCCAGGACCUCCAGGACCUCCAGGACCUCAGGGACCACCAGGGAUUCCAGGUAUCCCUGGGAUUCCAGGAACAACUGUAAUGGGACCACCUGGUCCUCCAGGUCCUCCUGGUCCUCAAGGACCACCUGGACUUCAGGGACCUUCUGGUGCUGCUGAUAAAUCUGGAACUAGAGUAAACCAGCCAGCUGUGGUGCAUCUACAGGGUCAGGGGUCAGCAAUUCAAGUCAAGAAUGAUCUUUCAGGUGGAGUUCUCAAUGACUGGUCUCGCAUCAUUAUGAACCCCAAAGUGUUUAAGCUGCAUCCCCGAAGUGGGGAGCUGGAGGUACUGGUGGACGGCACCUACUUCAUCUAUAGUCAGGUCUACUACAUCAACUUUACUGACUUUGCCAGUUAUGAGGUGGUGGUGGAUGAGAAGCCCUUCCUACAGUGUACCCGCAGCAUUGAGACAGGCAAGACCAACUACAACACUUGUUAUACUGCCGGUGUCUGCCUCCUCAAAGCCCGGCAGAAGAUUGCUGUGAAGAUGGUACAUGCUGACAUCUCAAUCAAUAUGAGCAAACAUACCACCUUCUUUGGGGCCAUCAGGCUGGGUGAGGCCCCUGCAUCAUAGAUUUCCCAUUGUGCCUCUGACUAUGCACAUGCCACUCAUUUUAGGAGCUAGAACUUCCAGAAUAUUAAAGUGCUGCUGUGAAGGAGGCACAUUGGUAUUGCAACUACAGGGAGAAA